Armigeres subalbatus is the source of this 3069-nucleotide messenger RNA. RefSeq names its product protein jim lovell-like. Gene Ontology annotation, molecular function: protein binding. The annotation marks the transcript as partial. Gene Ontology annotation, cellular component: nucleus. NCBI's taxonomy places the organism in Eukaryota, Metazoa, Arthropoda, Insecta, Diptera, Culicidae. The transcript is spliced from 2 exons. Gene Ontology annotation, biological process: regulation of transcription by RNA polymerase II. The record is from RefSeq and is a predicted model, not a curated record.
CGUAUGAACAGGUGUAGGAAAGUGGUUUGAAUUCAGAGGCCAAAUCUGUUGAUCGGAUCGGAUCGGAUGUGGUUUAUUCGAAGAAAAACGCGAUCAAAACAGAUAUUGCUGCGAAGAUUGGCAUCGUAGUUGAAUGCGACACCGAAAAAGAAAAAGAAGAAAAUUUUUAAAACCUUUGGGCCGACGAAAAGAAUAAUUUUAUUUCAUCGACAAGUGUUUCGGAAUCUUGAAAAUUGUGCAAUUUUAGUUAUGUUCUAAACUCAACCUAAAAAGGCAGUGAUUGAAGCUUUCUCACGAAGCGAACAAACCAAGUGACAAAAUCGCAGCAUCAUCACCCAGCAAGAAACAACAACCAUUCCUUGGGAAUUCCUGCCAAACAAAAGAACCCGGGAAAGGUCUGGAUUUUACGGUUGGAAAUUCCCUUCUGCCAACUCAAGGAUCCCAGCUCGCUCUCAUAUGUGAACCGAUGCAUGAUCUAAUUUAUUGCUUCACUCGAGAAGGGUCACACCGGAGUUCAAAGGACUCGAAAGGCAGCCUACCUGGAGUCAUGCAAGCGAGUGUAACCGUCCUGAAAUAACAAAGCCAGUCGCAUUGUGCACCAUCAUUGCUCGCUCGUAAAAAGAACGACGACAGCGGCGCAGCGACCUCAGGAAGGUCAAUAAAAUAUGUCACCGCUCUAUCAGGUGACGAUGAUCCAGGGUAGCUCGGUUCGGGAAGACAUUUCUUCGCCGUUUGGCAACAGGGAGGAAGCCACACGGACGACGACAACAACUAUUAUUUGCUGAGCAGCCAAAUUGCCCAUGCUUGUCGGGGUGCAAUCGUUCCUUUUUCGGACCGCUCAAAAUUUCUGGACUUUUGUGGAACAAAUUAUCGAAAGGUAGUAGGAAGAAAAACCUAGUUUCGAAAAGGAUAAAAAGUGCUUAUUGUGAUUGAGUUUGAGGAAAAAAAAAUAUCAAAACAACUUUCAGGAUUCUUGGUAGUGCGUAGAAUAAAGAAGCGAGCUGACAAAAAAAAAAUCAUCGUGAAUUUAAAUUGGUGUCUGAAAGCAAGGUCAGCCAAUUGUGGAAAUUCCAAUAAAUUAAGGCCGAACAAAAUUACAAUUAACUCGAUUUGUGUUUCGUGUUAUCAUCACUGAGUUGGAACAAAUAUUUCGGAUAUUUUGCUGUAGUGAACGAUAGAUACCCAGUGAAUGUCGAUGUGGUUUUCUGUGUUUAGUGUGUGAAUGUUCGCCGUAAACAAUAAGCGAAGGAAGGAGACCAAAAGUUACGUAAACGGAUUUUAAAACAUUUCUCCUCCAAGGAAGCGUUUCUAGUUGAAGACCGAGCGACAUCGUCUUCUGAACGAGACCCUCCGCAAACUGUCGCGCAUGCAGCUGCCUGACUAAAGGCCAGAUGAAAGAAAAGUACGAAAUCAUGACGGACCAGGAGCACUACAGUCUUCGGUGGAACAACCACCAGAACCACAUUCUGCGGGCGUUCGACACUCUGCUGCAAACCAAAACUCUCGUUGACGUCACGCUGGUCUGUGCCGAGACGAGCAUUCGGGCGCACAAGGUCGUCCUAUCGGCGUGCUCGCCCUUCUUUCAACGAGUGUUUUCCGAAACUCCCUGCAAGCAUCCUGUGAUAGUGUUGAAAGACUUCCGCGGAUGGGUGGUGCAAGCGAUUGUCGAUUUUAUGUACCGCGGUGAGAUCAGCGUUCCCCAGGAACGGCUCUCGGUGCUCAUUCAAGCGGGAGAAUCCCUUCAAGUUCGUGGACUAGUCGAUCACCCAGUAGCAGGAAAUACACCGACUCCAGCGCAGUCGCCAGAGGACUUUAGCCUAUUGGACUCCUCACUAAUAUCGCCAACUUCGCCGUCACUUCCGUCGCCAAACUUCAACCACCACCAUGCCCGCCACUCGCACCCGAACCCCGCGGCGACGAGCAUGCUGAGCGCCAGCACACCAAAGCUCCUGCUGCCACCGCAGGUGUUCGCCGACCCUGCUCUGAACCUGACCAAUCCGGAUCUCUGCACAUCUCCAAUGCCACGCCGAAAGCAGGCUCGCCCAAGACGCCGAUCAGGUGACUGUGCCCCUCAAGAUCUCAGCAGUAAACCCACCAGCCCCGUUCCACCCUGUAUCGACGAUAAGGAGGACGAAGACAACGAAAUUGACCGCGAAGAUGACGAUGAACAGGACGAUGAGGAUGACGAUAUCAAAGAAAUCAUUCGGAGAAGCGAAAGUGAUGACAAAAAGGAUUCCAGCCCACAGAAAACGCCAAGCAAAGAGGAAGACAACGAAAAAGACAGCAAAAACAACUCGACCGCUUCAACGGCCAGUCUUUCCGGAAUGGAAGGUCCCGAGAACCUGUGUAUGAAGAAAUCCUCAUCCUCUAGUAGCAGCUCCAGCAGCGGAAACAUUUCCUCCCAUUCGCACAAGGACGGCAGCUCUCGGCUAUCGGAUCCAUCGAGUUUGAAGGACAGCCCCCCGGAACCCACAAUUGGUAGACUCUCGUUAAAAGACAUCCGGCACCUGAAUCGCUCGUCGCUGGUCCGUUCGAUGAGUUCCCUAUCGCCUCCACCUUCGUUUCAUCUGAACAACAAUCCUCCGUCACGCCUCUCCCUGUCGGAGAAACGGGUCAAACUGGAGGACCGCGAUGACGAGCGGCUCGGCGACGACGACGGGUCCCAUUUUUUAGACCACAUGGACCUGGCCUUGGCCGCCCAUCAGCACCCGCUGGCGCAUCUUUCGCACCGGAACUCCUCGCCCCAACUGCGACCACCGGGCCUCACACCGGACGGCGACAACAACAAUAGCAGUAGCAGUAAGAACAACAACAACAGUGGAUCCGGCCCGGGGGGAAUGGGAAACGGAUCCAGUCGGGAUGGCGGCAGUGGUGCCGGCGGUUCGCUCGGAAUGGGCCCCGGCAAGGAGGGCCGACUGGGCCCGAAGGAUUUUCUGCACAGCCCGACGCUAAAUUUUCCGCCGUUCUUCAACCAAUCGGACGGCGGUGGGGCGCCGAGACCGCCGCACUCGCCGCUGUCCUUUCCGCACAUGCCGUCGGUUUCGUCGCUGACGCUGACACCGCCGCACA